This is a messenger RNA of Limulus polyphemus (Atlantic horseshoe crab), 2405 nucleotides long. Its product is annotated as protein strawberry notch homolog 1-like. The record is from RefSeq and is a predicted model, not a curated record. Bases 168 to 2405 code for a protein of 745 amino acids. Gene Ontology annotation, cellular component: nucleus. The transcript is spliced from 15 exons. Gene Ontology annotation, biological process: regulation of DNA-templated transcription. Lineage: Eukaryota; Metazoa; Arthropoda; Merostomata; Xiphosura; Limulidae. Gene Ontology annotation, molecular function: chromatin DNA binding; histone binding.
ACGCGCACUUUCGUGGGUUGUUUCAGUUCAACUCUGUGCAAGAGAUCAAACGGUUGGAGGAACCAUUUGUUUGUGAAAAUCCUGAGUUGAAUAGUAUAUUUAAAAUUAAAAUAAUCAUUAGAAAGCGGUAAUAGGUUAGAAAAAGUAUUGUAUGGCCUUAGUGAAUAAUGGAUGCCCAUGACCUUUUGUCUGCUGCACUUAAUCAAUCUGGCAUAAAUUCUGAAGAUGUUGCUACAAAUGAUGCAAGUCGUCACCAUGCUGCCAGUAGAUAUGUACAUGGAUUUACGCAACCAUCUUUACACAAUUUCUUUGGAAGCCCAUACAGCUUUCCAUCAGGGUCAUCUCAGAGCUAUUUCCCAGGAAAAAUGCCUACUGAUCAAGGAUACUUCCCAGAUAAGAUGUCACCUUCUCAAGGCUAUUUCCCAGGAAAGAUGCCUGUAUGUGACAUGCCAGCAUUAAAUCAUCACAUUUUGGCAAGCAUGUUGGGGAAUAGUCACAAUCCAUUUCCUCCUAAUUUCAUGCAACACCCUGCUAUGAUACCCAAUUUCACAAGUAAAGAUUUAUCUAAACUCUGGUUAAAUGAAGGAAUUAAGCACAACCCAUUUGUGAAACCUGAAGCUGAGACAGAAGAAGCAGAAGAAGAGGAAGAGCUUGUCCAUGCAGAAACGUAUAAUGAAUAUGUUCCAACCAAGUUGAAAAUUGGACAGCGUCACCCAGACCCUGUAGUAGAAACUAGUUCCCUUUCCAGCAUACCACCACCAGACAUCAGUUAUAAGCUCUCACUUGAUGAAGAAAUUAUCGAUAGAGGGUUAUUGUCGGCCUUGCAGCUUGAAGCUAUUGUAUAUGCUUGUCAACAGCAUGAAACCUUUCUCCCAGAUGGUUCUCGAGCUGGUUUUUUAAUAGGAGAUGGUGCUGGUGUAGGCAAAGGCAGAACACUUGCAGGAAUUAUCUAUGAAAAUUAUUUGCUGGGAAGAAAGAGAUCUAUCUGGUUAAGUGUAUCUAAUGACUUGAAAUAUGAUUCAGAACGGGAUCUUCAAGAUAUUGGUGCUGGAAAGAUAGAAGUAUAUCCACUGAAUAAGUUCAAGUAUGCCAAGAUAUCCUCCAAAGUGAAUGGAAGUGUCAAGAAAGGAGUAAUUUUUGCCACAUAUUCGUCUUUGAUUGGUGAGAGCCAGUCUGGGGGAAAAUACAAGACCAGAUUAAAACAGUUAUUAAACUGGUGUGGUGAAGACUUCGAUGGAGUAAUUGUUUUUGAUGAAUGUCACAAGGCCAAGAACUUGUGUCCUGUUGGAUCAAGCAAACCAACAAAAACAGGCUUGACUGUUUUGGAAUUACAAAAUAGUUUGCCAAAGGCUCGGGUUGUGUAUGCCAGUGCAACAGGUGCAUCAGAACCUAAAAACAUGGCUUACAUGACUCGUCUGGGUAUCUGGGGUGAAGGAACAACCUUCAACGACUUUUCUGAUUUUAUUUCUGCUGUCGAGAAACGAGGUGUUGGAGCUAUGGAGCUUGUUGCUAUGGAAAUGAAGCAGAGGGGCAUGUACAUAGCUCGACAACUAAGUUUUGCUGGAGUAUCAUUUAAAGUAGAAGAAAUUCCUCUUGCACAAGACUUCAUAGAAGUAUAUGACCGUUCUGUUAAAUUAUGGGUGGAAGCAAGAGAGAAGUUUCAAAAAUCUGCUGAACUUUUAGAAGGGGAUCAACGAAUAAAGAAGUCCAUGUGGAGCCAGUUCUGGGGAUCACAUCAGAGGUUCUUUAAGUACCUAUGUAUAGCUUCAAAAGUUAAACCAGCUGUAGCCUUGGCACGGGAAGCUGUAAAAAAUGGCAAGUGCAUUGUGAUAGGCUUGCAGUCAACUGGUGAAGCACGUACAUUAGAACAGUUAGAGGAAGCUGGUGGAGAACUCACAGAUUUUGUUUCUACAGCUAAAGGAGUGCUACAAACCCUGAUAGACAAACACUUUCCAGCUCCAGAUCGUAAGAAAAUGAGCCGUCUCCUGGGUUUGGAAAGUUUCAUGAAAGAAGAGGCAAAAGAAAUCAAGCGACCUAUCUCUCCGGUUGCAUCCUCCUCUUGUGGGGGCACCAAAAGAAAGUCUGCAAGACAAGCAAGGCAGCUUGUGAAACGAUACAGGGAGUCGAAGCUAACAGAUGAAAGCAAUAGUGAAGCAGAACCUGAAGAGAAUGAUGACAGUGAGUUUGCUCCUUCUGAUUCCAAUUCAAGUGAUCGAGAGCCAAGUCCAUCUCCAACUGAAUCUGAAGAUGAUAGUGAUUUUAACCCUUUUGGAGAGGAAUCUGACAGUGAUGUUCCCCUAUGGGAAAGUGAUGAGUUUGCAUAUUCUCAGCAAUGGGGUCUGGGGUUCAAUUCCCUGAAGUUAACAACUAGCUUCGAUGAAUUUCUAACGGCUUUUGUCGCAUAG